AUGUGGUCAAAGUCAUUGCACUGCUUUGGAAUGGAUUUAAAAUCUGAAAGAAAAAGCGGAUUAGAACUGCGUGUGUAUUUGUGCGAUUGUGGUCAAGGCUUUGCCUGCAUCUUUACUAAAAAAGUAAAGUCAAGAGAUUGCGGAAUAAAAAUGCAUUAAAAUAAUGCGCGCCAAAUGUAUAUAUUUACCAGUCCCCGGUGACACGAAGAGACAACAUGACUUCACGCUUCUUGUUCGCACAAAUGGAAAACAAAUCGGUAAAUUGGCACAACUUCAGGAGUCUUUUUCUGAGGAAUGUCUAGGGUUAACAUGAAUCAUUGUCGUGAAGACAUACAGUAUAGGCUCAUUGCUGGAGGGACAUCAACGAUGAUGUCUCUGAUGUCCUCUAACGAACAGUUGAGGUCACUGUUCACCAACUAGCUUUCCCAAAAGCCACGAUCCUACUUCCUGUUCUUGUAACCAGGUGUACCUCAUGUUGUACUAUCAGAGACCAAGGUUUAUUUUAGACAGGCUUUGACCCAACAUAUUAUACCUACUAUUAUUGGAAUGUUUUUCAAAACAUUUUUUGACUUCAUAUUUCUUGACUGUUUUUCUUUCCAUGACAUUUGUUCUACCCAACAUAUUUUUUUUCCAAAACAUUUUGUUAACUAUUAUUUUGUUACUUUCCAUGACAUUUGUCAUUGACCUCAUUUUUUUUUAUUUCAGCUCUGAGCCUUAGAUUGGCUUAGUCUAAAAUGAAACUGUAUGCACAAAGAUGCAGAAAGAACAUUGGGAGGAAGGGAGCAUGUGUGUGUGUGUGCGUGUGUGUGUGUGUGUUUUCAGAGAACCAGAGGAGGGUGAAAGCAACGCAGAUUGACUACGAAAGAGAAGCUCAACUCGUUUUUCCCGUUUCUGCAUAUCUCAACAAGGUGGGACGUCUUUGUGGAUCUUAACCCAGUAUCAUACAACUCGGCGUGAGGAUUGGUCUCUGUGCCAUGAUUGAAACCAACGACCCUAAAAGAUGUCUACAUUGCCGCCUCCGGUGGCCCCUAGAAAGCAUUCAAGUGUCCGAGUCGGGUUAAAUCCUGGGGAGCAGCUUCCUCCUGGUGGUCUGAAAAGCAACACAAGCAUCUACAAAGAGAAACGUGCCAUUGAGAAGUCCAGCUAUACGUCCCGACUGAAUGCAGAGAGAGAAUUGGAGUCUAUGAACCACUGCUUUGACGAUGUGGAGCGAUUCAUGGCUCGCCUGCAGCAGACAGCCGAGGCCCAGAGCGUUCUCAAGCAGCGGACCAGCAAGAGAAACAAAAAGAGCAAGAGGAAGGACCAAGAUGAUAGUUUGUUGGCCCUGAAAGCUCACCCUCCAACAGAGAAUGAAUUUGUGGACCUCUUUCAGAAAAUCAAGUAUUCCCUCUGCCUGCUGGACCGCCUCAAGUCAUCCAUUGCAGAGCCUGAUGCACCAGAGCUGCUUCAUCACAUCUUUGUUCCUCUCAGCCUGAUGGUAAAAACGACUGGAGGGCCAGCGCUAGCAGCAUCAGUGGCCAGUCCUGCAAUGACCAUUGGUGCUGUAUCACUGCUCCAACGUCAUCUAAUCGCAGAGGAAAAGGAGCUGUGGACUUCAUUGGGGCCCUGCUGGACUUCAUCUCGUUCACACCUUAAUGUGUCCGUGCCUCCAUACUCGCCCGUCUUCAUAGACGGGUGGAAGCCUCAGGCCCGUGACUCAGCGGGCCAGCCCUUUGAAGAUCCCAUCGAGUCACAGCACAAACGAGACGCUUUCCAGGAAAGCAGGAAAGCAAAACUCGCACAGGAUCAAGUUCGACAGACAGCGCAGCAUCCGGGUGAAGGCAAGGGUGACGUAGCAGAAAAGGGGCUCCCCCCAGCGGAGGGCAGACUUUACUGCUGCACUUACGACUUUGUGGCCAGAAACAGCAGUGAACUAUCUGUGCUGCAAGGAGAAACCCUAGAGCACAUUAGCUCGUCAAACAAAUGGUGGAAGUGUCGAAAUCGCUUUGACCAGAUAGGAUUCGUGCCCUCGAAUAUCCUGGAGCCUCAGUCCGCUCUGAAUAACCGUGGGAGAAAGAGCCCGGUGGUGCGCAGGGAGUCAAAGAUUCCCAUCCCCACUCCGGCAAGGUACUCCUUAUAUGCUCCAUCAAGCUCAGAUGGGACCCGUUCUAAAGCCACGAUCCCACUGCGAUCGCAGAGCAUGCUUUUACCGUCAACACAGGGGCAAGACGGUAACCAAGUCAUGGUAGUGAACGAUGAGCUUCUUCGGCGGUUGGCGGUGAGAAGAGACUCCUUGCGCCCGCCGGUGGUCCCGCCCUCGGCCGACAUUACCCCCCUGAACUACCACUCGCCGCCCGCCGACGUGGAGGCCUGGCUGAACACCAAGGACUUCAGUCAACGGACGGUUCAGACACUGGCCGUCUUGAAUGGAGCGCAGCUUUUCGCGCUGCAGAAGGAGGAGCUGCGCGCGGUGGCACCGGAGGAAGGAGCCAGGGUCCACGGGCAGAUCACGGCGCAAAAGGCGCUUCUCGAGGACGUGCACAAAGCUACUGAACUGAAGACGGCGAUGGAGAAGCAAAACCUGAAGAUUGGCCUGAAAUCAUAAUAAUUUAGUGUGACGCAAUACUGAUCAAUGGAGCCACCGGUCGUGUAGCAUGUAGAGCUGUAUGCUCACUGAUCUUCCAGAUUGAUUUUAAUGUUUGAUCAUGUGUGCAGUUAUAUAUAGAUGCUCCAGAUUGUUCAACACAAUCAAGCCGUGGUACAAGUAAAGCUCACUCUCUGAUGGCUACAAUUUGACUUCAUAGAAGUGACACUGGGGGCAGCAAACUGAAGUCAUUUUUUCCAUUGAAUGAAGAAUAAAAAAAGCGACACUGAAGAUGCCAACAUGGAUUAAAUUUAAAUGUCACAUUAAUAGCAGGGAGAGGUGAAUCAUCACGUUACUUUAGGACAUUUAUUAACGGUAAAAGCACAUUUUAGAAUCAACAUUGACCAUUAACCAUUUCCAACCGAAGUUUAGAGCUCCACUCUCUUAUUUGAUUUAUUUAUUCUUUUAAACAGAGGUAGAAGGAUUACUUGACAAUUUCAUAAAUGUACCUAAAUCCCGUAGAACUGAAACAAUUUAAGUGAAAUAAUUACACAACAAACUCAUAGCACCAC
Pungitius pungitius (ninespine stickleback) is the source of this 3135-nucleotide messenger RNA. It is a transcript of the gene eps8l1a, whose product is annotated as EPS8 signaling adaptor L1a. The coding region runs from base 1001 to 2584 and encodes 527 amino acids. Gene Ontology annotation, molecular function: actin binding. The record is from RefSeq and is a predicted model, not a curated record. Gene Ontology annotation, biological process: positive regulation of ruffle assembly; Rho protein signal transduction; regulation of Rho protein signal transduction. NCBI's taxonomy places the organism in Eukaryota, Metazoa, Chordata, Actinopteri, Perciformes, Gasterosteidae. Gene Ontology annotation, cellular component: plasma membrane; vesicle; ruffle membrane. The transcript is spliced from 14 exons.